AUGGAGCUUCAGAACGGUCUUUGUCAAAGCAUGGAGAAUGGUACAUUAAUGAGAGUGAACAGAAUUCUGUACUGGAAUCCGGUUGUAGUUUUUGGUGGUCUAAUACAGUUUGAUAUCAUGACAAUCACUGACGAAAUGACUAUGCAGAAUAUGUUUCAAAUUCACCGGCAGACUCAGAUGCGACAGCCACAGAUUGAGCUGUAUGUUGAGUUUGAAAUCGUAGAGGCGGAAGGGAUUCAAAAUGAUUUAGAGGUGGAGGAUGAUAGAGCUGCAGUGUACGAGGGAAUGAAUAGUGACAGCGAAGAGGACUUUGAAGCCGGCGACGAAGACGAGGAUGGUGAUGUGGGAGUUGAGACAGUAGCGAAUAAUGCAGUGGUUCACCCCUGGAUUAGUCAACCGAUGAACGUGCCACCUUUUAUGCGUGAGUUGGAUCUCGACGCCAUGCAUGCACCGGAGUUUCCAGAAUAUUCAAACAUAGGCAUUGCUGAUCCUGAGGACGGAGAGUUCUGGAUUGGAAUGGAAUACAGUUCUAGAAAGUCGGUCGUGACAGCAAUUAGAAGUUACACUAUCGCUAGAGGAGUUGACUACGACGUGUAUGAGUCUGAGCCACAGACAUUCAAUGCAAAAUGCAAGAUGUAUGGGCGUGGGUGCGACUGGCUUAUCCGAGUCAGCUGGAUACGAAAAAGAGUUGCUGAGGCUAUAAGGCCAUUGGUCGAGACUGACCCGUCCAUCAAGGUGAAAUCUAUAAUAGCCGAAGUCCAGUCAAGGUUCAACUAUACCAUCAGUUACCGAAAGGCUUGGUUAGCAAAGCAGAAGUCCAUAGCGAAAGUUUUCAGUGAUUGGGAGGAGAGUUUCCAAGCCUUGCCAUGGUGGCUCUCGGUUAUGGUUCAGAAGAUACCUGAGUCAGUUGUCCAAAUAGAAACACGCCCACUGUAUAAUGGGAAUGAGGAGGCGCAAGGGGUAAAAAUACUUCAUUGCGUAUUUUGGAGUUUCAAUCCAUGCAUUAGGGCAUUUAGGCAUUGCAAGCCCCUAGUUCAAGUUGACAGCACACACCUAUAUGGAAAGUACAAAGGUACACUUCUGGUCGUUGUUGCACAUGAUGGAAACCAGAACAUUGUGCCUAUCGCUUUUGCCUUGGUGGAAGGGGAGACAGCUGAUACGUGGCACUUCUUUCUCAGGAAUCUGCAAAUACAUGUUGUCAGAAAAGAUGGUAUGGGAAUGAUCUCAGACCGGCAUGAGUCAAUUCGGGCAGCAGUAAAUCGUUUCGAAGAUGACUGGCAACCUCCAAGAGCAUGGUGGAUGUUUUGUAUAAGACACAACGGCAGCAACUUCCUACGAGCAUUCAAAGUCCCUCACUUGCAAAAGCUUGUGGUCAACAUUGGGUAUUCAAGAACGGUGGAUGAGUAUAACAUCAACUAUAAGAGGCUCCAAGAGCAAGGCGAGGCAUAUGCCAGGUGGUGCGACGCCAUUGGACUUAGACAUUGGGUAUUGGCAUUCGACGAGAUUAAGAGGGCCAUCCAUCUCCUUCGUAUCAUAUCGUGA
Arachis ipaensis is the source of this 1542-nucleotide messenger RNA. Lineage: Eukaryota; Viridiplantae; Streptophyta; Magnoliopsida; Fabales; Fabaceae. The record is from RefSeq and is a predicted model, not a curated record.